Poecilia reticulata (guppy) is the source of this 5764-nucleotide messenger RNA. The record is from RefSeq and is a predicted model, not a curated record. NCBI's taxonomy places the organism in Eukaryota, Metazoa, Chordata, Actinopteri, Cyprinodontiformes, Poeciliidae.
UCCUCCUCCUCCUCUUCCUCUCCCGCCGCUGCGUCCAUUAUUACCGAGAAGAAACGGAGAAUGAACAGCGAGAAAACGCGACCACUGCAGGCCGAGCGGACCGCCUCGGAGGACUGAAGGAUGAGCGCCGACUGCGGGACGCAGAGCCGACCGGAGCCGCCGCCACUGAGCACCGGAGGAGGCAACAUGAGCUCGGACUAAGCAGGCGAGAGGACUCCGCUGCGUCCGUCGCGGCUCUCGGUCGGGAUGUCUGGAGCGGCCGGACCUGCACCGCCCACCGGGGCCGGACCGGAGCUGCCGGACCUGAGCCAUCUGACCGAGGAGGAGCGGAGGAUCAUCCUCUCCGUGAUGGAGCGACAGAAGAAAGAGGAGGAGAAGGAGCAGAGCAUGCUGAAGGAUGAGGAGGAAGUAAAACCUCUCCCAGCUUCGUGGAAUCCGUUCUCAGGGUUCAGUCAGUUGGUCAAUAAUGUUGCAGCCAAUGUGUCCGAAGUUCUGCAGGUUAAAAGUCCGACUGACAACGAGUCGCAGACGAAGUUACAUCAGCAGUUUGAGAUGUAUAAGGACCAGGUGAAGAAGCUGGGGGAGGAGCCUCCUGCGGCGCAGACGGCGAGGGCGGAGUCUCCCACCUGCGGCGUCUGCCACAAAACCAAGUUUGCCGACGGCUGUGGCCGAGCCUGCUGCUACUGUCAAAGCCGCUUCUGCGCGCGCUGCGGCGGGCGCGUCCCUUUAAGAGCCAAUAAGGUGAUGUGGGUCUGCAACGUGUGCAGGAAGCAGCAGGAGAUUCUGACCCGGUCGGGAGAAUUUUACCCCAACGCGUCGCCUCCACACGGGCCGAUGCAGGGAGCGCCGGGGGCCGUGGGGCCCCUGAGCAACGGGGCCACGGAGCAGAGGCGGAGCCCCUCGGCGUCGUACUACGAUGGUGGCGGCAGGAUGCCUCGCUCGCCUUCCGACCACGGCUUGGACCGCCGCCCCCGCUCCACGCACAGUUACCAUGGCAACGGCGAGGAGGAGCUACGUGUCCAGAGGCGACCAAUCAAAGACCGGCGCGGCCGCUGGCACUCACAGGACCACCCGUUUGACCCGGUUCUGGUGGACCGGGAGCUGCGGCGCCGCCAGGAGGAGGAGUUCCAGGCUCGCUACCGAAGCGACCCCAACCUGGCCCGCUACCCGGUUAAGCCGCAGCCGAGCGAGGAGACCAUGAGGAUGCUGGCGCAGGUCGGCCGGGUCCGACACCAGCGCCGGCACAGUGACGUGUCGCUGGCCGCAGCAGAACCGGAACACCUCAACCUCAGACACUCAGCCAUCCGCCAGAAUCGGCCUCAGGGACUGAUUGGGUCUGGAGGUCAGAGGUCAUUCUCAGUUGACAGGACUCCCAAUCACCUCAGCCCCACGUCUCCUCGCCGCAGCCCGUUGCCACAGCAACUCCUGGACCCGAGCUCCGCCCUCAAGAGGAAGCCCACCAAUGAGAGCCUGGUGCAGAGAGGGAGGAUGAUGGGGAAGAUGCACGUGAUUGGCAGCUUCAGCAGUUCAGAGGAGGAGCUGCUGACCACACCUGAGUACACCAGCUGUGAUGAGCCUGAUAGAGACAUGGAGAGCCAGUGGUGGGAUUACGGUACCUGGCAUGGCGAGCCCGCACCUAUGUCUAUGCAGCCGGUCACAUGGCAACCAUCCAAAGAUGGGGAGCGUCUGAUUGGUCGAAUCGUCCUGAACAAGAGGAUGAAGGACGGGACGGUUCCUGCAGACACAGGAGCCCUGCUGGGCCUCAAGGUUGUUGGUGGGAAGAUGACGGAGUCUGGCCGUCUGUGUGCGUUCAUCACCAAAGUGAAGAGAGGAAGUCUGGCAGACACGGUGGGACACCUGAGACCAGGUGAUCAGGUCCUGGAGUGGAACGGCCGGGUUCUUCAGGGCGCCACAUUCAACGAGGUCUAUGACAUCAUCAUGGAGUCCAAACCAGAACCGCAGGUGGAGCUGGUGGUCUGCCGACCGGUCCGAGACGUUUCAAGAGCAGCAGACGCCUCCAGUGUUCACCUGGACUCCAGUUCCAGUUCCUUCGACUCCCAGAAGGUCGGCCCGUCCAUCUCCGUCACCUCUCCCAUGAGCCCCAGCGUUCUGUCGGGACAAGUCUCCAGCGUAAACAGGCCUCCUCUGGUUCCCAGGAUCCAGAUCAAACUGUGGUACGAUAAGGUUGGUCAUCAGCUGAUCGUCACGGUCCUUGGAGCCAAAGAACUUCCUGUUCGGGACGAUGGACGACCGCGAAACCCAUACGUCAAGAUCUACUUCCUGCCGGACAGAAGCGAUAAGAGCAAACGCAGGACGAAGACGGUGAAGAAGUCCCUGGAGCCUCGCUGGAACCAGACCUUCAUGUAUUCCCCGGUUCAUCGGCGCGAGUUCAGGGAACGGAUGCUGGAGCUCACCGUCUGGGACCAGGCCAGAGUCCGAGAGGAGGAGAGCCAGUUCCUGGGAGAGGUGCUGAUAGAGCUGGAGUCGGCGCUGCUGGACGAUCAGCCUCACUGGUACAAGCUGCAGCUUCAUGACGUUUCCUCGGUGCCUCUGCCCAAUGCCUCCCCCUACCUGCAGAGGAGGGGACUGCAGACGGAGCCGUCGCAGAGCAGCAGGAGGCUUCAGAAUAAAGGUCCUUACUUUAACUCAGGAUCUCAGAGGAUCAGCGACAGCGAGUUUUCAGAUUACGACUGCGAGGACGGCAUAGGCGUCAUUUCAGAUUACAGACAGAAUGGGCGGGACUUCCACAGCUCCACCCUCUCAGUGCCAGAACAGGUGAUGUCGUCCAAUCACUGCUCCCGAUCUGAGAUGGUCCGCAGGUCACGGUCGCCAAGCCAACCGCCUCCACAAAGUGGCAACCCUAUGUAUCCGUUGUACCGGGAGGACGCGGUGCGGCUGCUGCGCGGCUCCAAACUGAGUCGAGCGUACUCUGACGCCUGUCAGUACAGCAGCCUGGACAGGCGACACCUGAGGAGAAUGUCUGUUGCCAACUCUCUCGAUUCCUACGACAGACACUUUAACGGUCCACAACAAACCUGGACAAACCAUGUUAUGAAUGGGAGUUGUGAGGAAUACAGUCAGGAUUUCAUCCCAGACUUUCCCUACGAGCCAGAAGCUUAUGAUGAGGAGCUGCUGAGGGCUAACGCUCGCGCCGGAUCCAACAUGACGAGUCCCACCGGAACGGCGGUCUGUCUUCGCCGCGGACGCCAGCUUCCUGUUGUCCCGCCAAAAGGACCUCUGGACCGAAAUGGAGAACCUUUUGACUGUGUUCAGACAGUGUUGGCCACUCCACCUGCAGGAGCACCAACAGCCACUUCCCCUCAUGAAGUCCUGCCCCCCAUACAGAAACAUGCCGCUCCACUUGUCAAUCACCAACCUCCUCCAAUGAUACGAAUUCAGGGACCACCAGCUCAUCCACCUCCAUCCACCUCUUUUCACCCUCCACCCGGUCCUCCACCUGUAUGCACACCUGUGCCUACAUCUGCACCCGUUCCCCCACCUGUACGCGCACCUGUGCCUACAUCUGCACCCGUUCCCCCACCUGUACGUGCUUCUGUGCCUGCACCCACCCCUGGUCCUCCACCCGCACCUGUACCUCCCGCUGCACCCACACCUGCACCUCAACCUGCACCCACAGUCACAUCAACACCUAUAGCUGCCCCUGUUUCUGUCCCAACACCUGCACCUACCCCAGCCCCGCCUCCUGCUCCUGUUCAGCCCCCUCCUCCUGUUGUACAACCACAGCCACCUCCUGAAUCCACUUUACCCCCAACUCCUUCCCCAGCCCCUUCACCAGCACCCUCACCAGCCCCACCCCCUCAGACUCCAGACCCAGAGAGACGCUCAGCUACACCUGGCGGCACCAGAAAAGAGGUCACAUGGGAGGACCAGCAGAGGAAAACACCCAAUGGAGACGUGUUGCCAGCGAGUGGAGAAGGUGUGAUGAAGGACCCCACUAAGAUGAGGGACAGCCUGUCCUUUAAAUCGUCAGACAGCGACGUCAGCGAUGUGUCUGCCAUGUCCAACGCGUCUGAAACCAGAACCGCCCUCAAGAUCAGUAAGGCGGAGUCUGUGGAGGACCAAUCAGGGGAUUUGGGCGGUGGCUCAGAGGGGGCACAGGAAAUAGAGGGAGCAGCAGAGGGCGAGUCUCAGCUCCAUAAGAGCGAAUCGAUGGAGGAAGGGCUGGAGGAGGAGGCGCAGUCUGAAAAAGCUGCAUCUACCUCUGGUGCUCCUCUCACCAAGUCAUCCAGCGUCGGUGGAGAGAUUUGCUCGUUAGGAAGAAACGACGACGACGACGACGACAAGAAGCGGCGCUCCAGCUUCGGAGCGAGGAUGAUGGGAAUGGUGGGACUGGGAAAGAAGAGUCAGAGCGCGUCCCAGCUCAACCCAGAGGAGGAGGAGAAGAAGAAGAAAGCGAUAAGACUUCCUGUCCAGAGGAGCGUAGAAACCGGUUUGGCCAUUGAGUUUAAAUCUCGAUUCACCCGACAGCCGAGUCGAGAUCCGGACGCCGAGGACCCAAAACCCGGAGCCCUGAUAUUUCCAGGAGUGAAGUUGGCGUCAGAUAAGCAGUUCACCGGCUUUCUGGAGGGAUUAGGACCCGGCCAAUUGGCUGGACGCCAGACGCUGGCCACGCCCCCCAUGGGGGACAUCCAGAUCGGGAUGGUCUACAGGAAGGAGCGGCUGGACGUGGAGGUGAUCCGGGCCCGGGGGCUUGUGGGUAAACAGGGCAACAAGAACACUCCAGCUCCUUAUGUGAAAGUGUAUUUAAUGGAUAACGGGAAAUGUGUGCUGAAGAGACGAACGCGUCUGGCAAGAAAAACUCUGGACCCGCUUUACCAGCAACAGCUCCAGUUUGAAGAAAAUCCUGAAGGGAAAGUGCUGCAGAUCAUCGUCUGGGGCGACUACGGACGCAUGGAUCAUAAAUCCUUCAUGGGAGCUGCUCAGAUCCUACUGGACGACUUGGACCUGUCCAACAUGGUGAUUGGCUGGUUCAAACUGUUUCCCGCCACGUCAUUGGUGGACCCGGCGUUGGCGCCGCUAACGAAUAAGGAGACCGAAGGCGGCAAAUCGUAGCAUCAGGAGACGGGACCGACUGCGUCGUCGCGUCAAACGGGCCUCGAGGCGAGCCGGAGGGGACAAACGGUCGCUGGGUGCAGUGACCCUCCUGUGCUCCUGCAUGCUGCAUGAUGAUGUCACAACGAUGACGUACCAGUGCCAUGAUGAUGUCAUCGGGGCGGAGGGAGGCUCCACCCCUCGCCGAGGAGAGGGCGGGACGGGUUGGGCAGAAGAUGCUUUGAAAAAGAGAGGCCAAAAGACUCGCAGCUGCCAGCCAAUCACAGCAGCUCCUCUGUGUCAUGUGACAGGCGGCCUCUGUUUCCAUGGAGAUGCAGGAACAUGGAGGUCUGCUGUGGUGUGUUUUUUGCAUGGAACGACAAAAAAGAUUAGAAGAAAAAAAAAAUAAACGUCAGAAACUUCAGCAGGAAAAAAAGAGAAAACAAACCGACACCCUGGGAAUGUCGCCUGAAAACUGGAAAAUAGUUUCGUCAUUUAUGAUUUUUGUAAAAUAUCCCUGACAUGCGACUCAUUUUUCAGAGAUUACAUAACGUGACUUUAGAUCCAUGAAGGUUCUCUAAAACAUCGUCAGUCCUGUAAGGUUUAACGUUCUGCUGCUAUGCCUGCUACAGCCUUGUUUUAAAAAACUGGGAUGCUGUAUAAAAUGUAAAUAAAUACAGAAUGCAAUGAUUUGCAAAUCAUUUAAACCAUA